Messenger RNA from Penaeus vannamei (Pacific white shrimp), 645 nucleotides. NCBI's taxonomy places the organism in Eukaryota, Metazoa, Arthropoda, Malacostraca, Decapoda, Penaeidae. The record is from RefSeq and is a predicted model, not a curated record.
AUGUACGUAGGCUCCCUUAAUUUGCCUCGGAGGAGUGCUAGUCGUUCCCCACAUAAAAGUGUGGAGCUGCGCGGCCGCCCUGGCCAAGGAGACGGAUUUCCCAAGGUGCUUCCCGGCUGCCUGAGCCGCUCCCGCGCUCCGCCGCCGCUCCUCGCCGCUCCUCGCCGUCCCCGCGCUCCUCGCCGCUCCUCGCCGCUCCCGCCGCUCCUCGCCGCUCCCCCGCCGCUCCCGCGCUCCGCCGCCGCCUCCCGCUCCCGCCGCUCCACGCCGCUCCACGCCGCUCCCGCCGCCCCGCCGCUCCACGCUCCACGCCGCUCCUCGCCGCCUCGCUCCCGCCUCCUCGCCGCUCCCCGCCGCUCCUCGCCGCUCCCGCCGCUCCUCGCCCUCGCCGCUCCCGGCUCCUCGCCGCUCCCCGCCGCUCCUCGCCGCUCCACCGCUCCCGCCGCUCCACGCCGCUCCACGCCGCUCCACGCCGCUCGCCGCUCCUCGCCGCGCUUCGUCGCCGUCGGCGGGCCUCGUGGAAGGCCAGCUCGGGGCUUCCCAGUUAGCGAGUCGAGCGGCCGUGUCAGCGGCGGCCCUCGGAGUGAGCGAUAUCCCGACGAAGAGCAGCGGAAACGGAGCGGCCCCGAGCAGGUUAUUCAUUAG